AUGAGUAAAAAAGAGAAUGUUUGGAAUUAACUAUUAUUUGAGAAAAGUAGAUAGGGAGGUUUCAUAAAUAAGAAUUUGGUAAUUUUAGGCAGGAAAUGUAGUGGAAAAAGAAGUUUGUUAGAUUCUUUAGCUGAAAUAACGAAGACUCACAAGAAUGCUAUUCGACAAAAAGGUAUUACCCCAAUAGUGGAUUAUGCCUUCUUAAAUUUGAUAGACCUUCGCGACCCUGAUUACAACACGAAUGCUCGUCUGAAUGUGUAUAUUUUAGAAGAAGAGGGGCAGAAGUAUUUGUUACCUCAGAUUUUGAAUCACAAAAAUAUCAAGAAUACAUUUGUUGUAAUAGCUCUGGACAUGCAAGAGCCCUGGACCUUUAUGGAAGACCUGGAUAGAUGGAUUAGUGUGUUGUAGGAUAUGAUGGCUGAUCUGCGAUUGAGUUUGAACGAAUUGGAAGAGAUGAAAGCGAAUGUGAUGCAAUAUAUGUCAUAGAUGGAUGGAGGUUAGGCGCAUGAAGGUUUGUUGAAGACAAAUUUGGGAAUACCUUUGAUGGUGAUGGUGAAUAAAUCGGACAUCUUGGAGAGAGAUGAUAAGGGGAAGGAUUGGGAUUAGAAGGCAGAAAUCAUUUAAUUUUGUUUACGUUAAUUUUGUGUGAAUUAUGGUGCAACUUUGCUUUUCACUUCUGUGAAGCAGAAGAUCAACAUCAAGGUAAUGUACGAGUAUGUAUUGCAUCGUCUGUAUAACAUGCCAUUUGAAACAUCACAACACAAAAACCUAUCAGAUUUCGAAAGUCUCUUCAUACCCCUGGGUCAAGAUGACAUAAACAUCAUCAAGAGCACUUUCACUAAAUUGGCCAAUGGUGUCAUUAAAUACGAAGAGAGCGUGCCUGUAGUGCAAUUGAAAAAAAAUUUAGUAAAAGAGGAACUGACUGUUGAGGACGAUCAGGAAUUCUUCACCAAACUAAAGGAGAAGUCGUCUUAAGCACCUGCAACCAGACCCAUCCUACCAAUUCAAAGGACGGUGGACUAGCAACCAGCUCAAUAACAACCACCUCCUCCUACUACUGAUUAACAGCCAGUGUCUGCCCGAGGCUCUCAACAGAGUAAAGAACUAAGAGAUUUCUACGACAAAAUUCUGACUGGCAGAAAUGAUUCUCAAAUUGAUCAGAUUCAAUAGGCUCAUUAACAAUUACAAGAUAGAAUGAAGUCAAGAACAGUCACAGAAGUACAAACAACAACAACAGCUGCCAGAUUGGCUCCUUUGUUCAAUUAAUAAGAUUAAUAGAAAUUGUAGAGGAUUUUGCCUAAAAAGUGAUUUCAUCCCCAUAUUCUAUAAACCUAAAUAAUACCAUACAG
Paramecium tetraurelia is the source of this 1349-nucleotide messenger RNA. RefSeq lists its product as uncharacterized. Lineage: Eukaryota; Ciliophora; Oligohymenophorea; Peniculida; Parameciidae. Gene Ontology annotation, molecular function: dynein heavy chain binding. Gene Ontology annotation, cellular component: centrosome; cytoplasmic dynein complex. Gene Ontology annotation, biological process: microtubule cytoskeleton organization; microtubule-based movement. The transcript has 6 exons. The record is from RefSeq and is a predicted model, not a curated record.